AGACCAAAAACCAGAGAGAGAAAGAAGAAGCAGAAGAAGUUCUCUAAUACAACAAUUCAAAGCCUCUACUUCUUCACUUCUCUUUCUCUUUAUUAUGUAGCCCCCCAAAAAAAAAAUCAAAAAAGUGAAAACAAAUCAAUGCACGCCUACAAUCGACUGCCCAGCAGCGGCCACACCACCCCGUCACCGCCCGCCUCGCCGUUAAGGUCGCCACGUUACCGUCACGGCCGUUCCAAGGGGGGGCGUUUCACUCCCGUUGGUCCGCCGGGUCGCGGCAACUUGCCUCACCGGUUGGCUUGGCUUCUUUUGUCUGUUCUUCUUCGACGACAGGGUAUCUUUUUAUUCGCGCCGCUUAUUUAUAUCUCCGGGAUGCUGCUUUACAUGGGAACGGUGUCGUUUGAUGUCGUUCCGGUUAUUAAACACCGGCCCGCGCCCGGUUCGCUUUAUCGAAGUCCACAGCUUUAUGCGAAGUUAAAGGCGGAGAUGGAUGCGGAUAAUUCCUCUGCUGAUGCGAUAUCAACUAUAUGGAAAACGUCCCAUAAAGGUGGAGACUGGAAACCAUGUAUAAAAAAGUCUUCAGAAGGUUUACCUGAAUCAAAUGGUUACAUCUGUGUUGAGGCUAAUGGUGGCUUAAAUCAGCAGAGGAUAUCGAUAUGCAAUGCAGUUGCUGUGGCAGGCUAUCUUAAUGCAACCCUUGUGAUUCCCAGUUUUCAUUAUCAUAGCAUUUGGAGAGAUCCUAGCAAAUUCAGAGAUAUUUAUGAUGAAGAGUAUUUUGUCAGUACCUUGCAAAAUGAUGUGCGGGUGGUUAAUAAGAUUCCUGAAUACAUAAUGGAACGUUUUGGCCACAACAUGAGCAAUGUCUACAACUUCAGAAUAAAAGCGUGGUCACCCAUUCAGUACUAUAAGGAUGAAGUUCUCCCGAAGCUACUUGAAGAAAAGGUUAUAAGGAUCUCGCCUUUUGCAAAUCGUUUGUCAUUUGACGCUCCUUCAGCUGUCCAACGACUUCGAUGCUUGGCAAAUUAUGAAGCUCUAAGGUUUUCAAGUCCUAUAUCAAAUUUAGGUGAUAUAUUGGUUGCUAGAAUGAAAGAACGCAGUGUGAAGCAUGGUGGCAAAUACAUUUCUGUGCAUCUUCGCUUUGAGGAGGACAUGGUUGCUUUCUCUUGCUGUGUAUUUGAUGGCGGGGAGAAAGAAAAAGAAGAUAUGAAAGAAGCAAGAGAAAGAGGUUGGAAAGGGAAAUUUACAAGACCUGGUCGAGUUAUACGCCCCGGAGCUAUCAGGAUUAAUGGGAAAUGUCCGCUUACUCCUUUAGAGGUUGGCUUGAUGCUUAGGGGAAUGGGAUUUGAUAAAAACACACAUAUUUAUUUGGCUUCUGGAAAGAUAUACAAUGCGGAGAGGACAAUGGCCCCGUUAUUGGAAAUGUUUCCAAAUUUGCUAACUAAAGAGAUGCUGGCAUCAGAUGAGGAGCUUGCACCUUUUAAGAACUAUUCUUCCAGGAUGGCUGCUAUAGACUAUACUGUUUGCCUCCAUAGUGAGGUCUUUGUGACCACUCAGGGUGGAAACUUCCCUCAUUUUCUUAUGGGUCACAGAAGAUUCUUGUUUGGCGGACACUCCAAGACAAUCAGGCCAGACAAGCGAAAGUUAGCUAUACUUUUCGAUAAUCCAAAUAUUGGAUGGAAAAGUUUCAAACGGCAAAUGCUGAGUAUGCGGUCUCACAGUGAUUCCAAGGGGUAUGAACUGAAAAGACCGAAUGACUCAACCUAUACCUUUCCAUGCCCAGAUUGCAUGUGCCGUACAAACAAAUCGGACGAUUCAAAAUCAUGAACUGCUACGUUUAUUCGCUGAGAGAAAAUUUUGAUGGGUGAAUUUUUUUAUACCUGUAAUUUUGUGAGCAUAUCCUUGCUGCUGACCCCCUAUUCGUGUUGUAUUCUUUCAUUUUUUCCCCCUUUCCAUUUCGGCAAGAGGGCAUAUACCCUUCAGUUUGGGAGCAUUGACGAUUCAUUGGAGGUUACAUUGAUCUGAUUAUUUCCCGGGAUCGCGUCGAAGAUGAGUUGCAUCUUUUUUGUAUAUGAUGCCAGAGAAGAAGAGCAUGAAACCAACAAGCUUACUUUCUGUUGGAGGAAAUUCCCGGGGCGUUGAUUAACCGAGCAAUUUUUUCAUAUUGGCUUAUUGCAGCUGCUGUAUCUAACAAGCUGUGAAAAAUGACACCAGAUUCUUUCAGAACCCAGUGGUUUCGCCAUGUUUGUAAAUUUCUUGGAACUGGAUUUGCUUGUGUAGAAACUUUAGAAACAGAAAAAUAUAGAUUUGGUGUACAUUUUUUUAUUAGAAAUCACUAUCGGGGUAUUGAUUUUU
Pistacia vera is the source of this 2349-nucleotide messenger RNA. Its product is annotated as protein ESMERALDA 1-like. The record is from RefSeq and is a predicted model, not a curated record. The transcript is spliced from 10 exons. Lineage: Eukaryota; Viridiplantae; Streptophyta; Magnoliopsida; Sapindales; Anacardiaceae. The coding region runs from base 139 to 1821 and encodes 560 amino acids.